This is a messenger RNA of Sorghum bicolor (sorghum), 1221 nucleotides long. Its product is annotated as peroxisome biogenesis protein 19-1. Lineage: Eukaryota; Viridiplantae; Streptophyta; Magnoliopsida; Poales; Poaceae. Gene Ontology annotation, cellular component: peroxisome; peroxisomal membrane. The transcript is spliced from 4 exons. The record is from RefSeq and is a predicted model, not a curated record. The coding region runs from base 144 to 935 and encodes 263 amino acids. Gene Ontology annotation, biological process: protein import into peroxisome membrane.
CCUCCUCUUUCUCCAGUCGCGUGUUUUUAUUCACGCCCAAACCCCAAAUCGCACGCGUCAUCCCAAUCCCAACCCAAUUACGACACGCCUGCCGCGCCGCCCGAAAUCCGGAGGGGAAGCUCCGGCCAGUGGCAGCUCGGACGAUGGCCUCCUCCAACUCCAACUCCAACUACAACGCCGCCGCCCCGUCUGCCGCCGACGGGGGCGACGACCUCGACCAGCUCCUCGACAGCGCGCUCGACGACUUCACCAGCCUCGAUCUCUCCGCCUCUGCUGCCCCCAAAAGCGCCGGCGAGGCGUCGGGGUCAGGAUCGGGAGGCAAGGGGCCGGUGAAGGGCCUGGGCCUGGGGCUGGGGCUUCCGGACCCCAAGGCGCCGAAGCGGCGCGCGGGGGCGGGGAAGCAGCCGCCGCCGAGGGGCGCGUGCGCGAAAGAGGCGCUCGAGGAGCUGACGCGCGAGACGCGGGAGGCUGUGCGCGGGCUCGAGACGGCCACUGGUGGUGUCCCAUCACUGGAUGAUGACGCCAUGAUCGAGGAGUUCGUCAAGCAGUUCGAGGAGUUCGCAGGGGCACAGGAUAUGGAUUCCAUCGUUGAAACAAUGAUGCAGCAACUUUUGUCCAAGGAGAUUCUUCAUGAGCCCAUGAAGGACAUUGUGGAAAAAUAUCCAAAAUGGCUGGAGGAUAAUAAAGAUAAGAUAAGCAAAGAAGAAUAUGGGCGUUAUAAUAAUCAGCUUGAACUCAUGGUGAAGCUUAUUGAGGUCUAUGAAAAUGAUCCUGAGAACAUGACUAAGAUUUUUGACAUCAUGCAAAACAUGCAAGAAUGUGGUCAGCCCCCCAGUGAUCUUGUCCAAGAUGUUGUACCUGAUCUGGAUCUAAGCAAGUUGGGACAACUGUCUCCUGAGAUGCUUGAAUCAGCACCAAAUUGUUGCAUAAUGUGAAGAUCAAAAGCAUUCCGUUUGGGAUUCAAAUUCCAUGAAGUUCUCUUUGCCUGUACGAAACCCCCCUACUGGCUUUAGUAGAUUCAUCAAGAUAAUUUCCAUCAGGAUAACCUGUAAAGCCUUGCAAAUAUAUAAUGAGUUCAAUGUUCUUUAUGGUUCUUGAAUGGAAGCUAUAUUCUUUCGGUUGAUGUACUGUAACACUCCCGUCGCUCCUAUACAAUGAGUACAUACCUUACCUUUCAAUGCCACUCCGUUUUUGUGACGCAUUUUUCUGUCACGACUAUCA